AUUUAGUAUUAUUAUGUAAUGAAAAGUGGAACACUUUCCCUUUUGCCGGUGAGUUGUACAAACAAAACCAGACUUCCUUGCGUUAUUUGGCCGCAAGCAACCAACAGAAGAAGAAAGGCUGGCAGCCAUGGAUGAAUUAGAUCCAUCUCCAAAGGAAUACUAUAACUCAGAAACCCAAUCCCGAAUCGCCAACAGAGCUUACCCUCCUCUCACUUCCGAAUCUACCACAAGCGUUCACGUUACAGCUCUCGAUGGCCUCGUCAAUGUCAAUUCCAUCUUCACAAUCGCCGUCUUCGUUGGUCUCUCUCUCGCCGUCCCCAACCAGCGUAGCCUUGAGGGUCGUGCAGCCUGCGACGCCGGUCCCGACGUCGCAAAGAAGCUCCUGGUAUUCGAAGUCGUUUCCUUCAGCUUCUUCCUCUUCUCCUCCCUCGUAGCUCAAGGACUGAAACUCGCAAUCAAUCUGCUAAACAGUAAGGAUGUGGAUGAGGCGUUUCGGGCUCAUAUUAAUAUUAAGAUCCUUCGAUUUGGAAUGCUGGGUUCGGCGAUUGGAUCUGUGAUGGGUUGUUUGUUUCUUGUGCUGUCGAUGGUUUGUGUGAUUGAGAUCCGGUUGGGAAUGUUGUCGUGUGGAAGUAAAUCGGCUGUUCAUGCUGCUGCUGCGUUAAUUGUGUUGGUGAGUUCUGCUCUUUUGGUUUAUUUAUCAACUACUGUGUAUGCAUUUCUUCACUAGAAUCUGAAUGCAUGUUUCACUAUUGUAAUGUUCAAUAGUGUAAGUAACCAAAAGACAAUCUUUGUACGAUGUACCUUCUUUAUCAAUGUUUGGUUCUUUGCUACUAAAACUAUUUAUCAUGUUUCAUUUGAAAUUCUCCCAUGUUUCUCA
This is a messenger RNA of Impatiens glandulifera, 877 nucleotides long. RefSeq lists its product as uncharacterized. Lineage: Eukaryota; Viridiplantae; Streptophyta; Magnoliopsida; Ericales; Balsaminaceae. The transcript has 2 exons. Bases 128 to 727 code for a protein of 199 amino acids. The record is from RefSeq and is a predicted model, not a curated record.